Molecule: messenger RNA, 3673 nt
Organism: Sardina pilchardus (European sardine)
Lineage: Eukaryota; Metazoa; Chordata; Actinopteri; Clupeiformes; Clupeidae
Gene: gjc2
Product: gap junction protein gamma 2
Exons: 2
Coding region: 140-1396 (418 amino acids)
Biological process (GO): cell-cell signaling
Cellular component (GO): connexin complex
Molecular function (GO): gap junction channel activity
Source: RefSeq, a predicted model, not a curated record
CUGCCAUGGAGCCUUAGUUGUGGACAGCAGCCUGAAAGUCAUCCCUGGAUGUUGUGUGCUGGCACAUUGGGAAAGCUUUCUUCGGCCCCCCCAACACCCACCAUGGAGAGACUGUAGUUGAAACAACUCGCUGAGCACCAUGAGUUGGAGCUUCCUCACACGUCUUCUGGAAGAGAUCCACAACCACUCCACCUUUGUGGGGAAAGUGUGGCUGACUGUUCUCAUCAUCUUCCGCAUUGUGCUGACCGCCGUUGGGGGCGAGUCCAUCUACUCAGACGAGCAGACCAAAUUCACCUGCAACACCAAGCAGCCUGGCUGCGACAACGUGUGCUAUGACUCAUUUGCGCCUCUCUCGCACGUGCGGUUCUGGGUCUUUCAGAUCAUCAUGAUCUCUACACCCUCUGUCAUGUACCUGGGCUACGCCAUCCACAAAAUCGCUCGCUCGUCGGAGGACGAGCGCCGAAAGUUCCGCAGGUACCAAAGGAAGAGCCACAACAACAGUCGCUGGCGAGACAGCCACCCUCUAGAACAGGUGCUUGAAGAGGAAGAGGACGACGACGCAGAGCCGAUGAUCUACGAAGACGCUUUGGAAGUGCCGGAGGCAAAGCCGGACGUGACCAACGUUCCCAACAGGGAUCCGCCGAAGCACGACGGGCGGCGGAGGAUCAUGCAGGAGGGCCUGAUGAAGAUCUACGUGAUCCAGCUCUUGUCCCGUGCCAUCUUCGAGAUCGGCUUCCUGGUGGGCCAGUACCUCCUGUACGGCUUCCGAGUCAACCCGUCCUACGUGUGCAAUAAGAUCCCGUGUCCCCACAGGGUGGACUGCUUCAUCUCGCGGCCCACGGAGAAGACCAUCUUCCUGCUCAUCAUGUACGUGGUGAGUUGCCUGUGCCUGGUGCUCAACGUGUGCGAGAUGUUCCACCUGGGCAUCGGUGCCUUCAGAGACUCUCUCCGCAGACGGAGGAACAAAGGCCGGCAGCCUGCCUUCAGUUACUCUUACUCGAGGAACAUCCCAGCGUCGCCUCCGGGAUACAACCUGGUCAUUAAGUCCGACAAACCUGGCAAGAUGCCCAACAGUCUCAUAUCGCACGAGCAGAACAUGGCGAACGUGGCCCAAGAGCAGCACUGCAUAAGCCCUGACGAGAACAUCCCCACUGACUUGGCUAGUCUACAUCGCCACCUACGGGUGGCCCAGGAGCAGUUGGAUAUGGCCUUUCAGACUUACAACACCAAAAACAACCCACAGACUUCCAGAACCAGCAGUCCAGUCUCAGGGGGCACCAUGGCCGAACAGAACCGGGUCAACACGGCCCAGGAAAAGCAGGGGGCGAGGCCCAAAGCUGCCACUGAGAAAGCUGGAACAAUAGUCAAAAAUGGCAAGACAUCUGUAUGGAUCUAAAGUCACUGCAACAGUGUAGAUGUGUCCACUGACUGGCCAUCAGUGGUCAUCAAUACAGUGUGGGAAGAAUUACUGACUAAAAAAAAUGAACUAACACCACAUGAUCCAGCACAAUGUGCCUGAUCUUAAAUACCAGUGUUACUGUAAGAGUCAAACGUUCUCAUGAACACUGUGGGAGCAAAACUUGUUGAAAGUUAAUGUAAGUCUUUACCAUAUUCCAUACAUUCAUUGAGAUGUAUUUUUCCCUUGUGCUAGCCUCGGCAUUCUGUACUUUUCAUGUAUCUUACUGGUCUAAUUUUAGCAUGUCUGAAUCAUAUUAGAUAUGAGUCUCCUUAGAUAUACUGUAUUCAACAGUCUGCUAUCAGUUUACAGUACUUCCUCAUGAUAAUGUCUUACAUCAGUUGUGUGAUUAGGAUAUAUUACACGUAGUGAUAUCUCUCAGAAAGGUUAGAUAUCAUAAGGUGUGCUCUUCAGCAUGAAUAUGAAUAGUCCCGUCACAUGGACUUGGUAAAUGAUGUUUGCAGCUUUUCGUUAACACUUACUUUCCAGAUGGAUGACUGACAUAUACAUCAGAAUAUUUAUUUUUAAAAGGUGUUUACAACAGAGUGAUCAUUAUUGUUUGAUUUUUUUCUUUUUCUUUUUUUUUGUCACAGUCCGCUGGAUUAUUUUAACUUCAUCCAUUUAUAUACAGGGUUACAUGUUUAUUUUGCAAUAAUAAUAUUCUUAGUUUUGUUUUAAAUAUGUGCAAUCACAAUUAUGGAUAAGGUAUUUUGAUGGGUUUGGGUUUUUAAAAGUGUUAUAUUUCAAUAUGGGCAUUAUAAACUUUUUUACAUUGCAUAUAGUAAUGCAAAUUUAGAUUUACCUUAAACACAAUAAUUGAGCUACAUGGAACUGCUGACCGUAAAACAACUUUUUGUCCCUUCAUCAUUCAUGUUUACAAAUACAAAAUAUUUAUCUUGCAUUUGGUAUUUGAAAACAUUCUAUUUAGGAAUAUUCAUUGCAAUGUAUCCAGAACUACUGACCAGUGACAGGUUCACUCGAGUGGAAGAGUGUGUUCAACAGCAUAUUGCACAUGCAGUUCUGUGUCCUGGUGACUUGUUAGCUACGGUGUAGAAGGAGCAAAAUUCCCUUUCAAUCCAGAAGCUUUUUCUGGGUGUCUCUUUGCACCAGUGUGUGUGUGCAUGUGUGUGUGUGUGUGUGUGUGUGUGUGUGUGACGAAUCAUAUCACUGACUCAUGAUAAUACACUGGUAUGCCUGAUCUGACUGAUACAGUAUAUUGCCCAUUAAAAUACGACCUUUUUAAUACAGAUUUUUUAUUUGUAGGCCUGUCAGACUGUAGGCCUGUAUUGCACAGACAAACAACACGCAAAUGUAAGCAAGUAUUUGGUAGGCUAUGUAGUCAGCAUUACAAUGAUUUUAAAAACAUGUCAACAUUCAAUUGACAUAUGCUACUUGGUGAACUACGAGAUGCAUGAAAAAUAUGUGCAUUUCCUAUUUUAACCAACAAUUCAUUCAAGCAAACAUGCCUGCAUUUGCUUCUCUUACUCUUCUCAAAUUCAUCGCAACAAGUCUAUUAAAAGAGACAGGGGAUAAUGUGGAUUCAGUUACAUGCAUUGUUAAAUAUUUGCAAGGAUGGCCCACUGCAUAUCAGCUGAGCAAACCUAUACUGUAAACAUUGCGGGUCCUGAGCACAUCACGUGUUGUGUUUCACACUGGUGCAAGAGACAUUGGUUGCAUGUUGUACACUGAAGUGGCUUGGUCUGGGGGAUGAGGCUGUUCCGUUCUGGGGCUCUGGAUUAUGUUUCAGCAAAAACAUGGAACAAAAGUCCAGUCAGAAUGCUCUUCCACUGACGGACUUAGAUUUGAAUGUGUGAUCGCAUCGCUUUAAAAUUCUCUCUUAGUGUGGGCCCUGAGGAAUCAUUAACUAGUUUGUGACAGGCUGAACACUUUACCAAGGUUACAAUGAAUUGGAGAAAAAGCUCAUUUGAUACUGCUACUGAUUUACUACUAGUACUACUGUUGUUGUUGUUAUUAUUAUUAUUAUUAUUAUUAUUAUUAUUAUUAUUAUCAUCAUUGUUAUUAUUAUUAUUAUUAUUGUUAAACAAGACAUGGACUGCCCCAGUGUAGGCAUGGGAAAGCACCUUUUAGACACUAUUUUAAAUGUCUGUGCCUUAAAAAUAAAGACUGUUUGUGUGGUUAUUCAUGCAAAUGUGGAAAUAAAUAUUGGGAUUAACUUAAUAAUAUGUUGUUCUUUUAGCAUUAUUCGCAGGCAUCUUC